Molecule: messenger RNA, 1569 nt
Organism: Exophiala dermatitidis NIH/UT8656
Lineage: Eukaryota; Fungi; Ascomycota; Eurotiomycetes; Chaetothyriales; Herpotrichiellaceae
Exons: 1
Coding region: 1-1569 (522 amino acids)
Source: RefSeq, a predicted model, not a curated record
AUGGAGCGACCUAAUGCAAGCUAUUCGCGAACAUAUUUGACUCGACACAACUACCGGGGCCCCAAUCUUCUGAGUACCUUUGGAGGCACAGAGACUGCGAUCCGAACCACUACUACUCGAGCCGCGAUAGAAGACGCUCACGGCAAACAGUGCAUCAUGGCGCCAACAGCCCAAGAUGAAGAUGACCUGGCCAUUUACGCCCAGCCGUUAAGCAGCGACGAUGAGGACUACAACACUGCCACAAAACCUGACGCCAACAGCCUUGCAAAGGACUGUGAAAGCAAAAUGGCAAAAGCCUCUCGUCCGUCUCCGAAACGUACCUCCCCCACCACAGCAAGCAGGAGAUCGAAGAGGAGGAAGCUUGUCGACGAGCCAAGUCUGGAUACACUGAGCGCCGUGACUACAGAUUUUACCGCAGUGCCAGACCCGAUGGCAGAAUGGACUUCGUCUGGCUCCCAGAAGAGAAGGCUACAAAAGAGUUAUGCGAACCGGAAGACGUUUCAGAAGCCGGAGCCACUGAAGAAUAAGCCUACAUUACCAGUAGACGGACAGGAGUUCGUAUCCUACAGCGUGGUAACCAAGCAUGAAAAUGCGCCGAAUGUGAAGGCCGGUUUCAUGCCUACUGCUGCAAUGACUGGGAAGAGCAAGAUCAAGAGCCCUAGCACUUUAAAAUCGGAUCUCAACAUUGCAGAGUUGCCCAAGAAAGAGACGCCGAAAGAGUGCGGGUUUCAGCUGCCCGACCUGCCUAGUUUCACGUCUACUGCUACUACUACUGCCACCGUGUUCGAAGAGGAAGCUUCCAACAACAGAGAAAAUACCCGCAGACGAUCAGGGUCGACGUCGUCCUUGUCCUCCGUUGAUUCCAUGUUCAUUUUAGAACACCAGGGCGAGCUGCUGGAGCAAGACGAUAUCACCUCGCAGGGAAGCCAAGCGUCCGAUUUCCGUUGUCCAGUCUGCCAAAAGGCAGUUAAAGAUUCAGCGUCGUUAUUUGUCCCCGAUAAUCUUCGCACUCUAUCUUUUAAGAAACAGCAAGAUUUCUGUCUGCAGCACCAAGUGGCCGAAGCACACGAGCAGUGGCACGACCGGGGAUAUCCAGACAUCAACUGGGACAAUUUCGAGACUGUCCGAGUCCCCCCAAAACUGCCCGUGCUGAAGGAGAUUAUCAACCGAAGUACUCCGAGCUACUACCUUGAUCAGCUGGACGAGAAAAUCAAAGCCGCCCGAGGCAAUCGUAAAGCGGUGAAACUGUACCUGAACGAAGGCAUCGUCGAUGUCGCGAAACAAGGCUACUACGGUCCCAAGGGGGCCCGCGUCAUGGUGGGCGCUAUUAUGACGGAGCUUACGAAACCACUCAAUCAGGCUUUAAAGUCUGACUCCGCGCUCCGGGCCGCUGGGGUCGGUGGCUAUGUGAACGCCGUCCUGGUCCCGGAGUUGACUUCUUUAUUGGUAAAGGAAGACAUGAAGCUGAAAAAUGGGGAAGAGGCCAGGAACGUGUUGGACGAGAGCAGUCAAAUUGGCGCUCUGCUGAACCCUGAUGAUGAUCACGUCGAGCGCGAGGAUGAUGACUGA